AGCUCACUCCCGUCUGUGGCGAAAGGGCGGCGGUGGCUAGAAAGGCGAGAAGGAGAGAGGAGAUGAGGAGGAAUAUGUCGGUGUGAGGAGGGCUUUUUUUUCUCCCUUCUUUGUGUUCACACACAGACAGCGGAGCUCAUAUUGUCCUCCAUUACAGCCAGGUGUGUCUCAUCCGCCUCCAACAAGCCGACUUCCCACCUUUACCACCACUGCCAGGGGUAGCCAUGGCGACCAGCGCCGUGCCAAGUGACAACCUGCCAACGUACAAGCUGGUGGUGGUGGGGGAUGGUGGUGUUGGGAAAAGUGCCCUCACCAUCCAAUUUUUCCAGAAGAUCUUUGUGCCGGACUACGAUCCCACGAUAGAGGACUCGUAUCUGAAGCACACAGAGAUCGACGGACAGUGGGCGAUACUGGAUGUGCUGGACACAGCCGGACAGGAGGAGUUCAGUGCGAUGAGGGAGCAGUACAUGAGGACAGGAGACGGCUUCCUCAUCGUCUUCUCUGUGACAGACAAGGCCAGCUUUGAACACGUUGACCGAUUCCAUCAACUCAUACUACGGGUCAAAGACAGGGAGGCCUUCCCCAUGGUGCUGGUGGCAAACAAAGUGGAUUUGGUCCAUCUGAGAAAGGUCACCUCUGAGCAGGGCCAAGAGAUGGCUGCAAAACAUAAUAUAACUUAUAUUGAAACCAGUGCCAAGGAUCCUCCGAUGAAUGUGGACAAAGCCUUUCAUGAGCUGGUCCGCGUUAUAAGGCAACAAGUCCCAGAGCGAAACCAGAAGAAGAAAAAGAAGAUGAAAUGGAGAGCAGAACGUUCCACAGGUUCUCACAGGUUCCACUGCGCCAUAUUGUGACCUCCUUCCUUCUCCUGUUUAUCAUCCUGAACAUACACACACACCCUUAACACGCACACCCACACACCUUUCGGAUGUCAGGGAACUCCCCAGCAGUCGAUAACUACUGGAGCACAAAAGGGGAGAGGGGGACUCUGGUGAACGGCUACAUGGAUCCAGGAGGGGGAAGUGAAUCUGAAACGUUGGACUGAUGUCCCCUCUUGCCCUUCACAACACCUGGGAAUGAGUGCUAUGUCCUCUCUCCUUAAUUUUAUGGUCCCCCUUUGAAGGUUUUUGAUCUCUCCCAUCCGUAUCUAACCCAGAAGUACAGUGUCACUGAACAGCUUCUCAGUCAAAUGUAUUUUUGAGUUCAUUAUCAAAUGUGGCACAAGAUAACAGACUCUGAGGAUCGAUGAAAAUGAGCCAAUAUCACUUUGAUAUUGUAAGUUUUGUCUUCAUAAGAAAGGGAAGGAAAACAGCGCGGAAAGCGGAUUACCUCCAACAAACCUGCUGGUCAUCACUUUUCUAUCCUAACACUCCCCUUUCCUACAACUUAUGGAAGAAAAAAAAGCACCUGUGUUAUCUCGAGAUUGGUCGUUGUUAGUUGUGUGAUCCUCUCUCUCCGCAGAGUGGACGUCGUAAGGGCACGGUGGAUAAAUAAGAGAGCGGUGACAGUGAUUUUUGAGGAAACCUAUGAAAAUAGAUGUCGUAUGGUGUCGUCGAUGAGUGAACUGUGAGUUGUGCGUGUACCUUGUGGUCAUGUGACGCUCUGGUUUUAAAGAAUGUGAGUUCAGACGGGAUUGAAGGAUGUGUUGUAGCGAGCGAAAGAAACGUAACAUGAUGCUGAGAAAAAACGUGUCAUAUCGGAUGACGAGUGAACGCUAUGGUCAUAUCGGCUUGUUGAGUAACGUUUUUAAAAAUUGUAAUUGUGAAGGAGAGCGAGAUUGGUCUGUGUAUGUGGUUACACUUGUAAAUGUAACAAGGUUUAAAACAACACUGAUGUGUCAGCGGCCAUGUUUACAGACAGAUUUAUUAUUUUCCUCAUCAGAGAGACAGACGGUAUAUCAGAGCCACUUUUCAUCAAGUGUCUGAAAUGAAUUACAGUUAAUUUAGGUUGCCUCUACAGUCACUGUCUACGGCAUGAUGAGUGCAAACCUUGAUCAGAACUGUACGAACAGUAAUCCUGAUUAUUAUCAUUUUGCCUUUUUAUUCUCUGCAGAAUCUUCAAAGCAAAAGUUACAUUUCAUGUUUUUUGUAUCUUAAAAAAAAAAUAGAACAUAAAGUAUAUUUGUGAUAUAAAAAUCAGAUUAUAGGUGGCAAUGUAAACAAAUGUCAUGCUGUUUUUUUUUCUCAAAGCAUCUGUAGGAAACAGAGUAGAUAAGGGACAAUGAGAGCUACAUGUUUCAGAUCUGAAACGGGCUGGAGACGCUGUUUUGCACUGGCCACUAACCAAAAUAAUGUGAUGUCACUUUAAUACAGUCUUGGGGCUUUUCAAACUGCACAGCUGAAUUCAGGACUAUGUUCGAAGAUUAAUCACGCUCAGUAAAAGGAUAAUAGUCCUUUUUUAAGAUUGGGGAUUUAUACUGUAGCCCUGGGAAUAUGUUUAGAGAUUGAAAGCCUUUGUGGAUGAGGCAGUGUGAUGCUCCCAGGGCUUAAAAAAAGCCAUGUUAACCUAUCUACAGAUGAAGUUUAGUUGUUGGGGAAACCACACACUCAAAGCAACAAGACAUUCAGUGUAUUCAUGUUUGUAGUUGUGAGGUGGAUAGGAAUGUACAAUUUAAUAACCUAUGAAAUGGCUUGUACUGUUAACGCACUAAAAGUUUUGGUGGACAACUUUUUUUUUUGUCUGAAUGAAUACUGUCUCUUGAAGGAAUACAUUUUUGCACUUUUAAUACGAUUUCUGACUUUUCCUAUUGGCAUGUCAUUUACUUUUCGGAUCUGUAAAGAGAAAUGAAAUGAAAGGCACGGUAUUAAAAAAAAGAAGAAAAAUAUGAUUUGAAUGUAAAAAAAAAAAUCAAAUAACAAAACAAGCAAAAGGGAGAUUAGUGUUGUAGCCCUGUGUGGCUGUGUAUGCCUGUUACCGUGGUGAUGAUUGUAACGAGAUUAAAUAAGUUGUAAUUUAAUCAAUUGAAAGAAAGAAAAUCAAUUUUGCUCAGUUUUGAAAUGAGAUGGUUGAGUGUGGAAGAAAAAGAAAAAAAACCUUCAUGUAUUGAAUGGCACACAAAUUCACCUCAGCAUGAACGUGGAAAAACAACCUCAACAAAAGAAGGAAAAGAAAAAAACAGUCUCAAUCUACAUCUACUGUUUUUUUUGUUUUUUUUAAAAAGGGACUUCACAAAGAGUUUCCAGAGAAGGACUUUAAAACAUUGAAGUACUGAUCAUCGAGCAAUGAAGCAACAGACUCUGGAUCGUGGGAGAGAAAAGAAAAGGACAAAAUUUUAAAAAAUGAAUGUGUUUGAAGAAAAUGUCGCAUUAAUGUCUGUUUGAUACCAUUUUGUAUUAUUGAUAUGAAUUAUUGAUAUGAUUCUUGCAAAGUGUUUUUUAAACAACGGAAUAAUUUAUUACUGUCUAUGUUACCUCAGCGUGUCCCAGACCUGGACAAAAAAAUCCCCCCCUCCCUCUUUUUUUUCUUUCUUUUUUUUUUCUUUUCUUCUUCUGGACUCAUGACGGCUCACAGGCCUUUUUUGCCUUUGAGCCCCCUUAUGAAGAGACUUGUGUUAUGUGUCGUGGACCAAGGUGAAGAAAGACAGAAUAUGGUCCUGAGCUCAUCCAGUAUAAGGACCUCUGCUUUACUGGAGCUCAUGUGGAUCGCCUCUCAAGUGAAAAUAUAACCUUAAAUGGGUCAAAGAGAAAGUUUGUUGUCCAACUUGUAAUUUAGAAAAAAAAAUAUGUGUCAUCGUUCAAUGUGAAAUUCAGUAAAGGAAUAGUUGGACAUUAUUUGGGAAAUACGCUUAUGGGCUGUUUUACCCAGAGCUGGAUGUCUGUUCAUAAAGACUGGAAACAGAGGGAAACUGCUAGCCUGGCUGAUAGGAGGCACCUUUUAAAGCUCACUAAUUAACACAUUAUACCCUAUGUGUGUAUUCUGUACAAAAGCUGAAGCUAAAAUGCUUUACAGGAGGUAAUAUGUUGUAAUAUUUCUUACUUUUGAAUGGGGCCAUGUCUCAGUUUCGUCCUUUUUCCAGUCUUUAUGCUAAGCUAAGCUAGGCUAACUAUUGCCUGGCUCAUAUUUACUCCACAGACAUGAGAGUGGUGUUUGUGUUCCCAUCUAACUCUGGGCAAAAAAAGUACAGACGUAUAUUUACCAAAAAUGGUUGAACUAUUCCUUUAAGCAGACCAAACUCGUGUACCAGCUUAGGUGUCUUCUAGUUGACAGUUUGACAAAUUGGAUUGUUAGAUUUCUUGGAUUAAUCAUCAUGGCUGGUACAAAAAUAGAAGAAGAA
Scomber scombrus (Atlantic mackerel) is the source of this 4270-nucleotide messenger RNA. It is a transcript of the gene mrasa, whose product is annotated as muscle RAS oncogene homolog a. Gene Ontology annotation, molecular function: GTPase activity; GTP binding; GDP binding. NCBI's taxonomy places the organism in Eukaryota, Metazoa, Chordata, Actinopteri, Scombriformes, Scombridae. The coding region runs from base 225 to 851 and encodes 208 amino acids. Gene Ontology annotation, cellular component: plasma membrane. The transcript is spliced from 6 exons. Gene Ontology annotation, biological process: signal transduction. The record is from RefSeq and is a predicted model, not a curated record.